ACUGUCCCACCACCAUCUACAACAACCUACAGUUGAUAAUUUUCUCGGACCCCAUCGUCUCCAAGCAUUCAAGCAACCACCUUAAAUUCCGAUAGCUUCCAUCAUUAAUUAAUUACUCAUGUAAAUUUUUUUAAUAAACUUUACCUUUCAAACUCAUUCUUUGGUCAGUAUAGUAGCAUUUUCUAAUCAAACUUAAUUUUACACCGUCGAUUAUUUAACUUUUAUUUUCUCUACUUGAUUUAAUAUUACUCUCCCCUAAUUGUAUUCAUUAUUAAUUUAUCUAUCUAUCUAUAUAUAUAUAUACUAUAUCAGAAGUAGUAAAAAAAUGAGUGAUCUUAAGCAGUUGUGUUGUUGGAUUAAAGGAACAUUUGCUAUUUUACUGCUGUUAAUUCCUGGUAAUUUAGGAUGGGGUAAAGAAGGUCAUUAUGCUACUUGCAAAAUUGCCGAGUCAUUUCUUAGUGAAGAGGCUUUGAAGGCGGUGAAAGAAUUGCUUCCAGAAAACGCGGAAGGUAAUUUAUCUUCCGUCUGUUCCUGGCCUGAUCAAAUCAAGUAUCAAUACAAAUGGCGCUGGACUAGUGAGUUGCAUUAUGUUGACACCCCUGAUUUCAGGUGUAACUAUGAUUACUCCAGGGACUGUCAUGACUCUUCUGGAGUCAAAGAUAGGUGUGUCACUGGAGCAAUUUACAACUACACCGAACAACUUGUCACAGGCUAUAAUGCCUCAAAUUCAGCCGUGCAGUACAACCUUACUGAAGCACUAAUGUUUCUGUCUCAUUAUAUUGGGGAUGUGCAUCAGCCAUUGCAUGUUAGUUUUACUUCCGACGAAGGUGGAAACACAAUAACAGUCCGCUGGUAUAAGAGGAAGACUAAUUUGCACCAUGUUUGGGAUAGUGAUAUAAUAGAAUCUGCCAUGAAGACAUUUUAUGACAAAGAUAUUGACGUCAUGAUAUCAGCAAUUGAGAAGAAUAUUACAGAUACUUGGAGCAAUGACUUCUUGUCAUGGACAAAUUGUUCGUCUGGUGAAGAAGUUUGUCCAGACCCGUGGGCCUCUGAAAGUAUCAAGUGUUCUUGCAAUUAUGCCUACAGAAAUGCUACUCCAGGAAGCACUUUGGGAGAUGAUUACUUUCUCUCGCGUUUGCCGAUUGUGGAGAUGAGGCUCGCUCAAGGUGGGGUCCGUCUGGCUGCAACACUUAACAGAAUAUUUGAUCCAUAUUCUUUAAUCUCACAGGAAUUGGCAUAUUUUGGGAACAUUCAACCUACAUCUCACACGACUUGAAGAUGAAAAUCUGCAGAUAUUCACAAGUUAUCCAGGUUCCCUCAAACAUCCAGUGAAAGUUAACAGACUUAGAUAAUGAAUCGGUAUCUUGUCUUGAAUAGUUGGUAUGCCAAUCUUUUUUCUAAUAGGACGCCCAUUAUUUACUUGUUUAUCUUUAAAAAUGUUAGGUGCGGCUCAGUUUAAUACUCGAACAUGUAUUUGCUGGAUGUACGUCUAUAGCUAUUACCAACCCUUGUUCAUGGUC
This is a messenger RNA of Erigeron canadensis, 1520 nucleotides long. Its product is annotated as endonuclease 4-like. NCBI's taxonomy places the organism in Eukaryota, Viridiplantae, Streptophyta, Magnoliopsida, Asterales, Asteraceae. The record is from RefSeq and is a predicted model, not a curated record. Gene Ontology annotation, molecular function: nucleic acid binding; endonuclease activity. The transcript is spliced from 9 exons. Gene Ontology annotation, biological process: DNA catabolic process. Bases 326 to 1276 code for a protein of 316 amino acids.